AUGGCAAGCCGAGGUUUCACUACCUUUCAGCUCACUGCCUCCCUCCUCGUGGCACUUCUUGCCACAUGCCACGCAGGCAGCAUCGCCAUCUACUGGGGCCAGAAUGACGGUGAGGCGUCGCUUGCGAAAACAUGUGCAUCUGGAAACUACGAGUUCGUCAUUCUUGCUUUCCUCCCCAAGUUCGGCAAGGGACAGACACCGCAGCUGGACUUUGCAAGCCACUGUGACCCAUCAUCUGGUGGCUGCAGAAGCCAGAGCAAGGACAUCACCUCAUGCCAGAACCGUGGCGUGAAGGUUCUUCUUUCCAUCGGCGGCGCGGAUGGAAGCUACGGCCUCUCCUCCCCCGGUGACGCCAGCCAGGUUGCCAUGUACCUAUGGAACAACUUCUUGGGCGGCACAUCCUCGUCCCGCCCCCUUGGCGAUGCCAUACUCGAUGGCAUCGACUUUGACAUCGAGAUCGGCGGUGCUAAAUUCUGGAACAACCUUGCUACGGACCUCAAGAAAUUGGGUAAGAACGGUGGGAAGACAGUCCUGCUGAGCGCGGCACCGCAAUGCCCCUUCCCUGAUGAAUGGGACGGCGGCGCAAUCAGCACUGGAUUGUUUGAUUAUGUCUGGGUGCAGUUCUACAACAACCAGGAGUGUCAGUUCGACGCGGGGCGUGCUGCCUUCAUGGAUGCGUGGAAUAAGUGGGUGUCGGUGCCAGCAGGUAAGAUCUUUUUGGGACUGCCAGCUUCUAGCUCCAAAGACGCGGCGGGCACGGGAUUCAUCCCUGCCGAUGAGCUCACGUCACGUGUGUUGCCGCUCAUCAAGGGCUCGCCCAAGUACGGUGGCGUCAUGUUGUGGUCUAAGUACUACGACGAUCGUAGUGGAUACAGCUCUGCCAUCAAGAGCUACGUGUGA
Molecule: messenger RNA, 900 nt
Organism: Lolium rigidum
Lineage: Eukaryota; Viridiplantae; Streptophyta; Magnoliopsida; Poales; Poaceae
Product: acidic endochitinase-like
Exons: 1
Coding region: 1-900 (299 amino acids)
Biological process (GO): carbohydrate metabolic process
Cellular component (GO): extracellular region
Molecular function (GO): chitinase activity
Source: RefSeq, a predicted model, not a curated record